Molecule: messenger RNA, 198 nt
Organism: Penicillium canescens
Lineage: Eukaryota; Fungi; Ascomycota; Eurotiomycetes; Eurotiales; Aspergillaceae
Exons: 1
Coding region: 1-198 (65 amino acids)
Source: RefSeq, a predicted model, not a curated record
AUGGCUCCUAACCUAGUUAAGCUUGCGCUUGUGUUGAUUCAUGAUACGAUUAGUAGUAAUGAACUAACUACGUCGCAGAUGGUGGAAGCCGCUGGCUGCAGCAAACGCGCCAUUACCCCUUCAUCCAUGGCUCUUCAGUCUAGCUCUGCCUUCAAAGAGCAAAUGCCUUCGAAAACUCUAGAACGAGGAGCUGCUUGA